AUGGCGAGCCGGACUCCGAAUUCGUGGAGUAGCUGGCUAUACGAGGCAGUUGGCGCCAUCCCCAGCGAGACUGCCAAUUCCCAGUUCCAGGCCUUCUACGAACACAUUAGGAUCCGGGAAUUGCAGGAGGAAAUCUCGGACAGUACACCUGAAUGGCUAACUUCGCGGCCUCCACGGACAGCUCCGAUCAUCCUGGAGUACGACACCCAGGUUCCUGUAUCAAUUAAGGACUGGAAGACCCUUGAAGCUUGCAACGUUGGUAUCCACGAGGCCCUGUGCUAUGUUGAGGAAAAGAGUAGAACAGAAAUGCACUAUUAUUUGAAAGCCACAAAACGACCAGGGAAAAGGGAUCUGUUGCAUACACCCUUUCACAGGGGUUCGCCCGAGGGCACCUCCUUGUCAACAGGCUUUCCUGUGUUUUGGCGGUUUCAACGGGGUCCUGGCACUACAGGCAGGCAGAUGCCUGCUGUAGAGGAUGCAACGACCUGGCGCCUGAAGUGGUUUAAGCAACACAUUGCACUGGCUAGCUGGCCAUUCUUCCUUGCGAGCUACCGACAUCAACGGCUCAAGUUUAACAAUCAAACUCAGAAGUUCAUGAAUGACCGUGAGGUUGAAGAACGUGGGCAGAUGAAGGGGGAGAAAGAGCAGGUCCCCGAGGUGGAUAGCAAUGUUGACUCUUCGAAGUUCUUUUACAAACGUCGUGACAGCCCUCUUGGUAGGCAUUAUGACCUCCAGUUCCUUCCGGGGAAUGCCCAUUAUGGUCCUUGA
Molecule: messenger RNA, 768 nt
Organism: Aspergillus puulaauensis
Lineage: Eukaryota; Fungi; Ascomycota; Eurotiomycetes; Eurotiales; Aspergillaceae
Exons: 2
Coding region: 1-768 (255 amino acids)
Source: RefSeq, a predicted model, not a curated record